UGGUGUGCAAAAGCCUACUUGUCCCUACCAAACCUGCUACUCACCAAGGGCUGAUUGGGAGAGUAAGUGUUAUAUGUCGUUGGACUGUACCCGUCAAAAGAAUAUGGAAUCUGAAAAUGCAGAAGCUGAAAAUAUGGAAUCCAAAAAUAUGGAAAUUGAAACCAUUUCCUCAGUUUCAGCUCUGCAGGCUCUCUCUAAGCUGCUUUAUCCGGAAGAGGAUGACUUUGAGUCCGGACAGUCAAAUAGUUCAUCUGCAAUGGGAGCCAUGGGUCCUGGGAAUAUUGGACCACCAAAAAGAGAAGCGCUUAAAGUCAUCCCUCAAACAAGUGAUGAAAAUAGUGAGCACAUCUGGAAUCCAGAGGAGGUUCCAGAAGGGGCAGAGCACCAUGAUGUGUGGGAUAUUAGAGAAACACCAGAAUAUGAAGUUGUGUUCAAACAGCAGGUGGGAACUGAAGAUAUGUUCCUGGGAUUGACCAGAAAGGACCCUUCAACUGCGUGUUGUAAGGAUCUAGUGAUUAAAAUUAAACUGCCAAAUACGAACCUUUCUGAAAUUGAAAUCAACAUUCAGGAAAUGACCCUUGACCUCCGUACUCCUAAUAAGAAGCUGUUGGUAACCCUUCCCCAUCCUGUGGAAUGCAGCAGUGCCAAAGCUUCCUAUAUUGUUGAAACUGAGACUCUCGAGGUCACCGUGACUAUGAAACGAGAGUUGGAUUUUAUUAAUUUCUUCUGAAACAACAUGAAUAAGGAGGAAAAGUGGUAAAAUACCACGGAUAAAAAAUAAAAAACUUUGAAAAAA
Messenger RNA from Eubalaena glacialis (North Atlantic right whale), 796 nucleotides. RefSeq names its product dynein axonemal assembly factor 6 (gene DNAAF6). The record is from RefSeq and is a predicted model, not a curated record. Gene Ontology annotation, molecular function: protein-folding chaperone binding; dynein intermediate chain binding. Lineage: Eukaryota; Metazoa; Chordata; Mammalia; Artiodactyla; Balaenidae. Gene Ontology annotation, cellular component: cytoplasm. Gene Ontology annotation, biological process: flagellated sperm motility; axonemal dynein complex assembly. The transcript has 7 exons. The coding region runs from base 74 to 730 and encodes 218 amino acids.